Molecule: messenger RNA, 5013 nt
Organism: Acytostelium subglobosum LB1
Lineage: Eukaryota; Evosea; Eumycetozoa; Acytosteliales; Acytosteliaceae
Exons: 5
Coding region: 1-5013 (1670 amino acids)
Molecular function (GO): zinc ion binding
Source: RefSeq, a predicted model, not a curated record
AUGACAACAGGCAAGAAGACUGUCAAACCAUCAAAGUAUUAUAAUGACUUUGAGAACUACUUGAAUCAAAGACUGACGAAUGAGACAUUGAACUUAUUGUUUGAAUACUUUAUACAGACAUCGUUGGAUCAGUUCUUUAAGGAACAUCCAUCGCCACAGGCCAAACAGUGUAACUUUGGUGCCAAUGGCAACGAAUCAAUCUUUAUAACAUGUCAGCAGUGUUGCUCCAAGCUGGAGAACUACUGCAUGUGUCUCAAAUGCUUUGUCAAUGGCCCACACGAGCACUUUGUCGAUCACAAGUACUCCAUCUACAAGACAUCGGCCGUUUGCGAUUGUGGCUCGAGCUACAUGAGCGCCAACGGUCAUUGCUACUGCCAUGGCAAUCAAAGACCUGUGGCGACAGGUGAUCCAGACAGUGCGUCAUCAUCCUCAUCAACACAAACAACAUCAACAACAUCAACUUUACAAUCAACCUUACAAUCAAACAAUCAACAAUCAUCUACAUCAUUGAGCUCAAGUAUUAGUAGUACUAGUAGCAUCAGCAACAACAAUAACAAUAAUAAUAAUAAUAGCAUUGUUGGCAGCGGACCAACAUUACAUUCACAUUCGAGCGACACUAGACUAUUCUUCAGACUCCUGGCUCGAUAUCUUACCGACCUAACUUGCAACAAUGCCUUGUUGGAGGACCCCAGCAACAAGUUCAUCACAUCAAAGAUAGACACCAUUGUUCAAUGGACAGUGGCCACACUCACCAAGUCGUCAUCACUGGUCAGCAUCGUCUGCGAAGAGUUUGUUGGCCACGUGCUCGACCCUUCGCGCACCUUUCACCAGCACUUCACCGAGCCACCUCAACACCUGCUGCCCAUCGUCAAUGGACAGACCAGCGCCAAGAAGGUGUCACAGGCCCAGACCAAAGGCCAGCCCUUGGACUACGACACAGCAUAUCCACGUGACAAUCUAAGCAAGCUGUUGGUGUCUGAUUGCUACAUCAACAUCGUAUAUCCACUGCUGAUCCAUCUCAUCUGCAAUGAUACGCCGUUCAAGUCCACUUUCAUUCGACACUACAUCAAACUAUACAGCCAAUUCUUUAUCAAUGGACUCAAGAAACAGAUCAGCAACUGUUCAUGUAUCCUCUCUGUCACCUACAUUGGUGAGGAUGCCAUGGUCAGCUACCUCUCACGUGUCGAGGCCGAGUACCAAAGCAACAACAUCAUCCAUGUUCUGUUGACAACAAAUGUUAAGCUUGUCAAUGAGCUGCUCCUCAAGUGCUACGAUAGACCAAGACAACAGGAAUACAUGUUCUGGAUGAAGUAUGAUCUCAACUUGUUGUUGGUCAUACUCAAGAAUAAGGAGGUGGCAUCAUUCGUUAUGAGUGAUCGUGGGUCAUUCUUGUUGGAUGCCAUAUUCAACUCAGCAAUGGAGAUGCAUAGAUUGAGCUCGUUGGACUCAUUACCAAACAACAAUAUCCUGUCGUUUGUUAAUGAUAUUGAGAUCACUAUGUGCAAGUUGCUCUCCGUCCUGUUCCAGACCGACACUGACAAUGGCAGUGCGAAUUGCGAACAACAGUUGACGGCACUCGCGCGCAAGUUUGUCGAGUACUUUGAUCACCUGGACGUGGCCAAGUACAGCAGUCACACAGCCUCAUCCGAGCAGGUGGUGUUCAGACCGCACUUCCCUGUUUAUCGUAUGAUGGCCUACCUAAUGAUGAAGAAUUGCAGCGCCAUCAGUGUUCAAUACUUUAUCAAUCAGCUCACAUUCAGUGAGCAAUCAGUGCGUACGAUGUUGACCACUGUAUUGAUGUUCCACAUGUCUGGAUCAACAUAUGGCAAGCCACAGGCGACAGCAUCACAGUUUGGAGAGUACACCACUAUGUUGGACCUGUACCUCAUUCAACUGGCACUUCUAAAGAUUGGUCCAACAUCAUUCAUCCAAACAUUCAUUGAGUGUAUUGGACGUCUACAUCCAUCACAACAAUCAUUACAAAGGAUGCAAUAUAUUAUGAAUAUGUUGGUUUCUGUUAUUCAGAAUAGACCUACACUCAAUCCAAAUCAAUCGGAUAUCAAGUACCAUUUCAUUCAGAUACUAUCUGUGUCUGAUGAUAUCAAACUGGAUCAACUUGGAUUCGUGUUUGAUCGUACCUCCAACGAGUUGAUGUCGUUGGUGCUCUCAGAGAUCUCCACCAAGGACAACAGGAAGCGAACGUUGAAGAAGGACUACUGGGACCAGAUCGAUCCCCAUUACAUCCAUCACAACCCCGAGGUAAAGAAGCGACUGGACGUCAACAAGUUGAGGUACCAGCUGAUACCCAACACCGCGCCACUGCCGCCUCUCUGCACCCUGCCACUCAGCAGCGCUUUCAUUCACAUUGUUGACGUGUGCAACGAGCCGUCCAUGUACCAGCUGUUGCUCAAGCUGAUGAUCGAACGACGAUACCCCAACUAUAGUCUGGAUCAGGCGGACCCUGUCAGGGGCCUGUUCAGAAACUACAACGCUGUCAACGAUUGUUUAUACAUCGUGUGUCUGUCAUUGCGCAUGUUCAAGGAGUUCACACUGCCAUCACUGGACCUUGUGGCCAGCAAUACGAUCAAGUCAUGCGUAGCCCAGUUCGUCGGGACCAAAGAGCGCAGGACAAUGGGAUCCAUGCCACCUUACUGCAUCACAUCACUUCUUCUCCCCAUCACAGUGCAUGUCAAGGCAGAGGCAACCACAUCAUCAUCACAAUCAAACACGAUGGACAUCUGCUUGUUGGAUACUCUGGUGGACCUGUGGAAGGACACCACCAACUCGAUGGACCAGGAGGCCAAGCCAUUGCUGCAGCACAUCUUCUCAAAGAUGUUGGAUGUUGACACUCAGUUCCAAGAGUACUUUGCCGCCAACAACAUUGGUAUCGAGAACAAUGCUGAGCAACAGAAGAAGGUUGAGGAGCAGAAGAAGUCAGUCUCGGACAAGAGGAAGCGUCUAAUGCUUCAGAUGAGACAGCAACAACAGAACUUCUCACCAGAGAUCUUCUACGCCAAUGUUGCAUCAGCCUCCCCUGCUGUGGCCUCUGACCAACCCGCCACAGUAGUUGCCUCACCCGUGCUACUAAGCGCAACACCAACAUCAACAACAACAACUCCAACAAUCACAUCCACAUCGACAACAUCGACAACGACAACAACGACAUCAACAGCCACGACGAUGAACAGUCCGACAGUCCCAACCCCGACCAUCAUCGUGACUAUGACUCCCUCAACUUCGAUGAACAAUAUCGCGGCAGCAACAACAAUGUUGCCAGACAGUGGAGUCGACACUCAUCAGCCAUAUUUGGACUCAUCACCGUUGGCCAAGAUGAACGAGGCGCUAUGUGUGAUUUGUAAUUCAUGCUCUUCAAAGGAUGAGCCACUCUAUGCCAUUGGAACGAUCAACAAGAACCCCCUGCUGCCACAUCAUCAACGCCAGGAGUUUGAACGAUUGAUGAACGACACCACCCUGACCUUUGACUACAGAAUCAGCUACCAAAAUGUCCGCAACCGACUGCUCAAGGACAUCAACACUGUGCUACAGUCGACAGAGGGACCCGAGAUGAUCCGUUCAAUGCUGCCCAUGGCCUUCCCCUACAUCUACCCAUCGUACAUCACAUCGUGCCAUCACAACAUCCACAAGAACUGCCUUGCCAAGCUGCAUCCAAACCACGCCCAAUCAGGAUUCAAGUGUCCACUAUGUUCCAACUACUCCACCACGAUCAUCCCGCUCACUCACCUUGGCCACUGCAACCAGGCUACCAACAGCCACUUCAUUACCUCCCUCGCACUGAAGGACAUGAGGCUGAUGAAGGCGCCAGUGAUUGACAAGUUCGUCUGGAAGUACAUCAUUCACAACAUCGAGACGUUGGAGCUCAAGUCGCGCCAGUACACUCUCUACACCAACGCCAACGACGACCCCUACUACGUGCUGUCGCAGGCCGAGUUUGAGAAGGAGCUGCUCACCCUGUCAUUGCUGUUCAACACGGUCAUGUCAAAUGCCAACCCCUUCACCACGCAUCACGACCUCCAGCAGGCCAACAGUCGAAUGAUCCGUGCCAUGGACCCAUUCAACCGUCACGCCUUUAUUGUGUACCUGCUGCAUCAUCAGCCACUACCACAACAGUGCAGUGUCGGUGCCAUGAACAGUGAGCGUGAUCGCCAGAUCAAGGAGGACUUGGUGCAGACGAUGGAGUCAUUCUACAAUCAAAUCAUACUGCAUUAUAUCUUCAAGGAGAAACCAUACACCAAUGCCGUGGAGUCACUGUAUGACAUUAAGAAGGCCAUACAGAACCAUCCAUUACUCACGACAAACAUCAACAAUCUGUUGCCAUUCAUGAGGAAGAUGUACCUAUUCUACAUGCUCUAUGAUUGUUUCAAGAAGCAUUGUAUUGGAUCGUCGACGACACCUUCCUCAUCAUCAGUGAAGAAGAGCCAUAUUGAGGACAUACCUCACACUUUGACAUUGGAGCAGUUCUCAAGCAUGGAUCACAUCAUGUCUACACUUGGAUAUCAAUCCAUUCAUCAGUACAUCCAAACUGUCAAUGUCAAGGAGUUCGAGAGGCAGAUGGAGAAGCAGCAAUGCUAUCCAUUCCCCUUGCGUCCAUACGACAGUGUGAUCAAGUUUAUAGACCUUCCUCAAACACACUUUAUGUUCUUAAAGGACAUAGUUUACCCAAUGGUUUACUGUAGCCAAUGCAAGCAGCUCGUCAUCAGACUAUGUCUAUUGUGCAAUCACCAACACUGUUCCACCAAUGAUUGUGACAACAAUGCCAAGAAUCACACCAAGAACUGUCCAGCACAAGCAUGUGGAUUGUUUGUUAGGUAUGAGGAUCCAUCGAUAUUCAUUAUGUGGCCAAACCAGACGAGAUCAUACAAGAUAUAUAGACAACCUGAUGGCUACUCAGCUACCUCGACAUCCAGCACCUCCGACAUUCUCUACACAAAGGGACUAAAAAAGAUCUAUCGAUACUGGAUCAAAGGAUGCACCACACAGCUGAUUGGCAAAUAA